This is a messenger RNA of Cornus florida, 759 nucleotides long. RefSeq names its product agamous-like MADS-box protein AGL62. The record is from RefSeq and is a predicted model, not a curated record. The transcript has a single exon. NCBI's taxonomy places the organism in Eukaryota, Viridiplantae, Streptophyta, Magnoliopsida, Cornales, Cornaceae. Gene Ontology annotation, molecular function: RNA polymerase II cis-regulatory region sequence-specific DNA binding; DNA-binding transcription factor activity, RNA polymerase II-specific; protein dimerization activity. Bases 1 to 759 code for a protein of 252 amino acids. Gene Ontology annotation, biological process: regulation of transcription by RNA polymerase II.
AUGGAGAACAAGCCGAAGAGACACAGCAAGGGUCGACAAAAGAUCCCGAUGAAGAAAAUAGAGGGCAAAAGCAACCUACACGUGUCCUUCUCGAAGCGCCGGACAGGUCUCAUCAAUAAGGCCGGUGAACUGAGCAUCGUGUGCGGUGCGGAGGUUGCCGUUGUAGUCAUGUCACCUGCCGGAAAGAUCUACACCUUCGGCAGCCCGUCCGCCGACACAGUCGUCAAUCGCUUCCUCGCCCAAUACCCUAAUCCUAACCUGGAUUCUUCCACAAUGUCAGCACAUGAUCAUGACGAUAAUAAGCUCAGAGUGCAAUUACAAGUUAGCAAGAACAAUUAUUUAAAGGCUUUGGGUGAGUUAGAAGCCAGGACGGAGCAAGGAAAACCGAGUGAAACCAGGUGUUGGUGGGAGGAUCCGAUUGAUGAAUUAGGGUUACAGGAGCUUGAGCAUUAUAUUGCUUCGUUGGAAGUUUUGAAGAAGAAUGUGAUGAAUCGAGUGGAUAAGAUGGCAAUGGUCACGAAUCCAGCGGAUCAGAUGGCAAUGGUCAUGAAUCAAACGGCGAAUCAGAUGGCAAUGGUCAAGAAUGAAGCGGCGGAUCAAAUGGCAAUGGCGAGGGCGAGGGCUUCUCCGUCCACUACUUUUGAGCCUUUUGAUUCUUUUGAUCAGAAUCUGCCGAUGGAAGGCACUAGUUUUGGUAAUGAUUUUGGUAUUGAUUUUGGUAAUUGUGAUUUUGGUAACUUUGAUUUGGGUUAUUACUAG